Molecule: messenger RNA, 2603 nt
Organism: Syngnathus acus (greater pipefish)
Lineage: Eukaryota; Metazoa; Chordata; Actinopteri; Syngnathiformes; Syngnathidae
Product: ras-related protein Rap-1b-like
Exons: 8
Coding region: 230-784 (184 amino acids)
Biological process (GO): negative regulation of synaptic vesicle exocytosis; Rap protein signal transduction; cellular response to cAMP
Cellular component (GO): plasma membrane
Molecular function (GO): GTPase activity; GTP binding; GDP binding
Source: RefSeq, a predicted model, not a curated record
UAGACAGACAGACAGACAGACAGACGGACGAGCAGAGGGGCAAGCGGAGGGGCAGCCAGGUUGUCGCCCCGCUUGGGCUUUUCUUGACUUGAUGGCGAACCGCCCGGCGGCCUCUCGCUCGUCUCCACGCCUACAGCAAGGGCCUGACCGAGAGCUCGUGGGGCGGCCCCGGAAAGACACGAACUAGAGACAACUUGUGUCUGGCUGGCUGUCGAGAGAUUAGCUCAAGAUGCGUGAAUACAAGUUGGUGGUUUUAGGAUCUGGUGGCGUUGGCAAGUCUGCUCUGACAGUCCAGUUUGUUCAGGGGAUCUUUGUGGAGAAGUAUGACCCCACGAUAGAGGACUCCUACAGGAAGCAAGUGGAGGUGGAUUGCCAGCAGUGUAUGUUGGAGAUCUUGGACACGGCAGGCACAGAGCAGUUCACGGCCAUGCGUGACCUCUACAUGAAGAACGGUCAAGGCUUCGCUCUGGUUUACUCCAUCACGGCCCAGUCCACCUUCAAUGACCUUCAGGACCUCCGAGAGCAAAUCCUGCGCGUCAAGGACACGGACGACGUUCCCAUGAUCCUGGUGGGCAACAAGUGCGACCUGGAGGUGGAGCGCGUGGUGGCCAAAGAGUCGGGCGUGGGCCUCGCUCGCCAGUGGAAUUCCUGCGCCUUCCUCGAAACGUCCGCCAAAAGCAAGAUCAACGUCAACGAGAUUUUCUAUGAUCUGGUGAGACAGAUCAACAGGAAGAGUCCAGUUCCCGGCAGAACUCGCAAAAAGUCCACUUGUCAGCUCCUCUAAUGACUGCAGUUGUGCUCGUCUGGCCAACAUCAAGUGAGCAACCAAUCGGAGGACAUCUUCCGUCUGUCCCCAUCUACAUCAUCAUCAUCAUCAAGUUGGAAGUCUGUCGCCGCGCCAAGCACAUGUGCCACGCUUCCUUGUCCCCCUUCUCUGUUGCCUCGGAAACCAAACAUCAAAAGACUGCCAUGAUGAUGAUGAUGAUGAUGACGACGAUGAUGGGCCGCCAGGAUGUUUUCCCAUCGUGCGCUCUGCCUCUCGAUUUUCUUUCCGACCAGAGGCGCAACGUGAUGAUGUCACUGGCGACGUGGCCGACCGUGUGUGUGCGUGUGUAUGCGUGUGUGCGCGUGGCUCCGGACAUUUGAGAAACUUUGAUUGUUUUGCUCAUUGUGUGAUUCUUUUUUUCGGUCUCUCUUUGGGGGAGGGGUGUGGCGAUGCAGCAGCAGUUUUUGGCAUUGGCUCAAACAUCAACCUCAGCGGCUCGGUUUGCGGCAUGUUUUAAGCUCCGCCUUUUCAUUCACGACUAAUAAUGCCAGCAAUGUUAGCAACACGGAUGUGGCCGUUCGUGGCGUCACAGUUGUUUUUCUACAUUUAACGCUCAGCUUUGCUGCCUGCGGUUCUGUUAGCCAUUAGCGCCCCCCCCCCCCCCCCCCCUGCUUUUCAACGACCAGCAGUGCCACACUUGACGAUGUUACCAAACUGUUACUUUUGCCAUCCUUUGAUUAUUUUGGCCAUUAAUGGUUUAGCUCAUGUGUGGCAUUGUGCCAUUAGCCCUUAGCGGUGAGUCGGGGCCCAGAUCUGCUGCCGCCGCCGCCGCUGCUGCCUGUGGCGGCCAAGUUGCCUUUGGACGGCAGACUCACACUGGUCCACUACUCUGCGUGUACACAUGAAUGUGUGUGUGAGUCCAGAUUGUAUUAUGUACAUGUCAUGACAUGUUUAUGGACAUUAGGUAUGCACACAUGAGAGAGGAACACUUUGUGUUGAUGAGGAUGUGCUAUCGUUGCGCUGCUUUUACUCUCGGCCUUUUGUGUCUUUUAUGUUGGACGCUUAACCUCGGUGGAGAUUGUCGAAGCCACUAAAAGCCUUUCAAGUCUUCAAUUGUGUGCGGAGCCAGUGUAUGUUUGCAUGUGGAGGUUGUGUGUUUUUAGCGCUGCUUGUUGUGUGCGUGGAGAUCAAGUGACGGUUGUGUGCUUGUGGAUGCGGGGUUGUGUGCUGGGUCAUGUGUCUGGAGACCCUGUGUUUGGAUGUGGCCAUUGUGUCCGUGUGUCAAGUGUAUGGAAGUUUUGUAUUGAGCUUAUGUUUGCGUGCUGUGCUUGUGUGCAUGUUUGCUGAUGUGUUUUUGUGCAUUUGCGUGUGAGGUUUUUGUCUUUAUAGCAGUUUUGUGCGAAGGUUGAGGGCGUGCGUGCGUGCGUGCGUGCGUGAUGGUCAUGCCGCAUGCAAGCAUUUGUCCGCCUGACCUCCAGGUGGCGCAGUAUCAGCAUGUUGACGCCACCCUCCCUCCGCGUGGCCACGAGGGAGCGCCACCGAGGCCCGUCAAGCAUAGUUAACGUGACUGGAGGGACACCGUAGCCCCCUCCUCACGACCAGGAAUCCGUCAUGGAGUCGGCUAAGAUAGGCUAAAGCAAACGUGAAUGCACUUUUGUUGGUUUUGUUUCCUGCCUGCAUGCACAUUGCCGAUGUUGAGCAAUCUUUUGCUUUCGGUUGGGUUGCUUCCGUUGUUGUUGUUGUUGUUGUUGUUGAGGGGGCGGGGUUGCAGCCAAAUGUCAAGUCAAAACGUCAAAAGCCUUAAAUGAAUAAAAGUGGUGCCAUUUUCUAACAGGAA